Molecule: messenger RNA, 1337 nt
Organism: Mandrillus leucophaeus (drill)
Lineage: Eukaryota; Metazoa; Chordata; Mammalia; Primates; Cercopithecidae
Gene: CUNHXorf58
Product: chromosome unknown open reading frame, human CXorf58
Exons: 7
Coding region: 549-1337 (262 amino acids)
Source: RefSeq, a predicted model, not a curated record
AACCGCAAGCGGGCCGCGGUGCGGGUAACGGCCGUACUGCAAACUCGGUGCGGCGAAGGCUUAGUUCAAUCACCCCGUUCUAGAAGCCGCGUCGCUGAGCUGCAGCGCGUCGCGCCCGGGCGGCGGAUGAACGCAAACCCCGCCCUCCAAGAGGCUCCGCCCCUGCGCCGGCGGUUGCUAGGCGGCAAGAAAGCGCCGGUUCUGUGUGGGUGGUACGCGGAGGCGCGAGGAGGGAGGUGCCUGGCGUCGCGCGGCGCUGGGAAACUGUCUUUGCCGCGGCGACCGGGCGCCCAGCGGCGUGGACUGGGAUUUCUGUGAGCAGAGGCUGCCGGGAGGGGGCGCUUGGAGGGUCUCGGGCGACUUCGAAAGCCUCGCAGCCGGAAGCCGCCGGUUGGCGGCCUGGAUUUAUCUUACGAAAGGUUUUAACCGUGGACUGGAGGUUUCUCAGGUUUUAAAUUUAAACUAAUAUGCUGUGUCCUUUAAUCGGAAAAGGCUCUGACCUUAUUUUUUCCCUUUAAGAAACAAGCGAUUACUUCAUUGGAGGGAAAAUGAACCGUUCCUCAGAUGUACCAGGUAAAGGUAUUCUGAAAUCAGGUACAAAAUCCUUAGGAAAAGUUCGCAGAGUACGUUUCGCAAAUGCACCAAAUUCAAGAUCAUUACUAUCAAUGCUUAAAGACAUUUCAGCUCAAAUAAUACAGAGGGCUUGGUUAUCUCAUACAAACAAAAUGAUAUUUCGACUCCUGAAACACGCAAUUUGUGCAGCGGAAUUCUGUGUGACACAUGAAAUACUGAAGAAAGUGUCCCCCUUAGAGGCUAAGCUUAUUAAGGAUCCUACCAUGCAGUGUAAAAUUAGAUUCAGAUUUAGAGGUGAAACGUUUCCACCUUUCAUCGUGUUUAAAAUUUUUCUUCAUACUGAUGGCCACGGUUACAAGUAUUUUAGCGGAAAAAAUGUAUUAAUGCCGUCAAGUGAGGCAGUGGUUGAUGCUUGCAAACUAAUGGGGGAAAGGAAAUUUCACCGUAUAAUUGUGGAAGAUGAGCGUAUUUUCCCAAAGUCCAAAGUAACUGAUAUAAUGGAUGUUGUCACCAUGCAAGAUUAUAUACAAUAUCGCAGUUUUUUCGAUGAGGCCCCUGCAUUUUCUGGCGGCAGAAAUAACAGCUGGCGCAAAUUAAAUCUUGAAAGUAUUCCCAGGACAAUGCUAAUGUAUGACAUAGUUCAUUAUUCAGAGUCUGGAGUAAUCUCAAACCGUCUACGAAAUGAAAUGAAGUUUCUAUUACAGAGACCAGUAACGCAAGAGAUCCAUAAGCACCAGCUACGGAUUGUUUCUGAAAACAGGUAA